UUAACAAUUUAACUUAAGUUAAGCUAACCUCACAAGUCAUUAAACAACCGCAACUUGCCUGCGAAUCACACGAAUCUCUUGACCAGGCUUAACAGUACCGAUUUAGCUGAAAAUGGAAAUCACUUUUCAUGGGAAACGAGCGCUUGUCACCGGCGCCAGCCAAGGUAUCGGACGUGAUAUUGCCCUGCAGCUUGCAAAAUGUGGUGCAAAAGUGGUUGCUCUUGCCAGAAACAAGGAUCUUUUAGAAAAACUCAAAUCUGAACAUCCGAAUAUUGAAAUCGCGGCGGUGGACUGUUCAAAUUGGACUGAAACUGAAAAAGUUCUUGAUUCAUUAGGACCUAUUGAUUUAUUAGUAAACAAUGCUGCCGUUGCAAUUCUCGGUCCCAUUGGUACCAUUACUGAUGCAGAUUGUGAUAAGACAUUUGCAAUUAAUGUUAAAGCAGUUAUUAAUUGCACUCAGCAUGUGGCAAAGUCCCUGAAAGCUCGUGGCGUAAAAGGAUCAAUCGUGAAUGUUUCCUCACAAGCUGGCACUGCAGGAUUGGGAGAUCAUGCAGUUUACUGUGCAAGUAAGGCUGCCGUUGAUGGUUUCACCCGAUGCGCAGCGACUGAAUUGGGCCCGGCUGGUAUUCGGGUGAAUAGUGUGAAUCCCACUGUGAUUAUGACAGAUAUGGGCAAGUUACAUUGGGAAGAUCCAGUUCAUGCUAAACCUAUGCUGGCUAAGAUUCCCAUGGGAAGGUUUGGCGAAGUGUCCGAAGUUACCGAUGCUGUUUUGUAUCUUCUAAGUGAUAAAUCUUCUAUGAUCUCAGGCACGUGUCUUCCUAUCGAUGGUGGGUUUAUGGCAAACUAAUUUUUCAUCAAUAAAAUUGCUUGAAUGGCUUAA
Dalotia coriaria is the source of this 880-nucleotide messenger RNA. Its product is annotated as L-xylulose reductase. Bases 113 to 847 code for a protein of 244 amino acids. Lineage: Eukaryota; Metazoa; Arthropoda; Insecta; Coleoptera; Staphylinidae. The record is from RefSeq and is a predicted model, not a curated record. Gene Ontology annotation, molecular function: L-xylulose reductase (NADPH) activity; carbonyl reductase (NADPH) activity. Gene Ontology annotation, biological process: glucose metabolic process; xylulose metabolic process. The transcript has 5 exons.